AUGAUAAUACAGGCGCAAGCAGAGUGUAUCUCACUCUGCUCCUCAGCCUUUAACUCCAACCACCACCAUUACCAGCAUUUUAGAGUUGGAGCUAAAGCACAUGCUAGUCUACCCUUCUUGUCCAGAUUUCCAUCAGUGGCCACCAUGUCCACUAGAAGCAGCAGCAGCCAUUGGAGGAGGAGAAAGAGGAGCGACGACGUCGUAUCACCUUCUUCUUCUUCUUCUUCGAGAUCUUCAUGGCGUUGUGCAGCUGCCUCGGCCUCACCACCACCACCACCAGCUCCCCCAUCUGCAGAUAAGAGAGAGGUGCCUGAAUUACAGACGCUGAUCCGAAGAUUCUGGAAAGUGGCAGCUCCCUACUGGUCAUCGGACGACAAGGAACAAGCGAGGAUGCAGCUGGCCGCAGUCUUCGCUCUCACUCUAGCCACCACUGGCAUCAGCGUUGGCUUCAAUUUCCUGGGCCGCGACUUCUAUAAUGCCCUUGCCAACAAGGACCAAGAGCAAUUCACAAAGCAGCUACUUUACUACUUAGGUGCCUUUGCUGGUGGAAUUCCGAUUUUUGUGUUGCGAGAUUAUGCAAGAGAAACUCUUUCUUUGAGGUGGAGAUCUUGGAUGACAAAAUAUUACAUGGACCGCUACCUAAGCAACCAAACCUUUUACAGAAUUCAAUCCCAAUCAAUCAUUGAUAAUCCUGAUCAGCGCAUUGUUGAUGAUCUAAGUUCUUUCACGGGAACUGCCCUAUCCUUCUCCUUAACACUUUUCAAUUCUGUGAUAGAUCUCAUAUCAUUCAGUAACAUCUUAUUUGGUAUCUAUCCUCCACUGUUUGUUGUCCUUCUUGUGUAUUCGAUUGGUGGAACAGCUAUUAGUGUCUAUCUUGGAAGGGGUUUGGUUUCUUUAAACUUCUUACAAGAGAAAAAGGAGGCUGAUUUUCGUUAUGGACUUGUGCGUGUUCGAGAAAAUGCUGAAUCCAUUGCCUUCUAUAGUGGUGAAGAAAAUGAAAUGCAACUUUUGCUGCAACGCUUCAAAAGUGCUUUUGAAAAUCUGAGUAAAUUGUUGAUAUCUUCAAGAAAUCUCGAGUUUUUCACCAAUGGGUACCGCUAUCUUAUUCAGAUUCUUCCCGUUGCUGUUGUUGCUCCUAUGUUUUUCUCAGGAAAAAUUGAGUUUGGUGUCAUUAAUCAGUCAGUAUCUGCUUUCAAUCAUAUUCUUGGGGACUUCUCCCUUAUUGUGUACCAAUUUCAGGCUAUCAGCGCAUUUUCAGCUGUAAUUGAUCGACUUGGUGAAUUUGAUGAUGUGUUGGAUACCAGCAACUUUGAACGCCGUUCUGAUCCCUCAGAAGGGAUACGUCUUAUAUAUUGUAACGUUGAAAGUUUAGCUGAACUGGAUUCAAAUGGAUCCAUUCCCAUAGACAACGAGCAACAAAAGUUAGUGGAUAUAGAGAAUUUGACUGUGCAGACACCAAGUAGUGCUACAUUGGUUAGGGACUUAUCAUUGCUAAUCAACAACAAUGAGCACUUAUUGGUAACAGGACCAAGUGGGAGUGGUAAGACAUCUUUAUUAAGAGCUAUGUCUGGUCUUUGGAGUACUGGAAAAGGAGAGAUCAAAUUCUAUGUGAAAGAUGGCGAAGAAGAUCAUCAACCAUCCAUUUCCUCAGGUGUAGCCCCCCUUAAGGUAGAUACUGCUAAUGAUAAAUAUGGGGAACUUGGAAGGCCCUCAAAUAGGAAUUAUAAAGGCAUAUUUUUCCUUCCUCAAAGACCAUAUAUGGUAUUGGGAACACUUCGCCAACAAUUGCUCUAUCCUACAUGGGCUGAUGAUGCGAUUUCAACAUCGGAGAGUACUAAACCAACAGGUUCACUUCCUUUCUUGAUGCAGGCACCAAAAUUAGAAAAUACAAGUGAAAAGCCUAGUAAGCCCACAACAGAGGACCUGAUACAGGCUUUGGAGGAUGUCCGACUUGGUUAUAUAUUAGCCCGAUUCAGUAGUUUGGAUACUUCAUAUGAAUGGUCUAGUGUUCUCUCCCUUGGAGAGCAGCAACGCCUUGCUUUUGCACGUCUACUGCUUUCAAGACCAAAAUUGGUUCUACUGGAUGAAUCAACCAGUGCUUUAGAUGAAGCAAAUGAGGCUCAUUUAUAUCAGCAGAUUGAGAAAGCAGGCAUAACAUACAUUAGCGUUGGCCACCGGCGUACUCUAUAUGACUUCCACAAGAAGAACUUGCAUAUAUCCACAGUCGAUCCAAGCAGUGCCGAUCGCAAUUGGCAGAUUAAAUCCAUCAAUAAGGACACCUUAUACCAGUUAUCAAAUCUAUAA
Messenger RNA from Prunus armeniaca (apricot), 2304 nucleotides. Lineage: Eukaryota; Viridiplantae; Streptophyta; Magnoliopsida; Rosales; Rosaceae. The record is from the annotation of a GenBank genome assembly.